AUGAGAAGUUGGAGGGAUCUGAACGACUUUUACGAAGGUGCAGAAGGAGCAGGACAUAAUUGUAUUAACUAA
Messenger RNA from Fusarium pseudograminearum CS3096, 72 nucleotides. RefSeq lists its product as uncharacterized. Lineage: Eukaryota; Fungi; Ascomycota; Sordariomycetes; Hypocreales; Nectriaceae. The record is from RefSeq and is a predicted model, not a curated record. Bases 1 to 72 code for a protein of 23 amino acids. The transcript has 2 exons.